Molecule: messenger RNA, 1089 nt
Organism: Nylanderia fulva
Lineage: Eukaryota; Metazoa; Arthropoda; Insecta; Hymenoptera; Formicidae
Product: neurotactin-like
Source: RefSeq, a predicted model, not a curated record
GCGUCCUUGCGAAGGUUUCGUAUUUCAUUGUACGAAGAAAGUUCCGCGUCGUCGCGGUUCCGGUUCUCACAAUGGAAAAAGAGCGAAGCACGUCUCCUCGCAGGACGAUAUACGGACAGGUCGAUCGGCCGUCAGCUGCUGCUCUGCUGCUUAUUUUAUGAUCUCGUAACUGAUCGUACGUACACUACGUACUACGCGAACGUGAGCGAGAAGAAACAAUAGCGGCGUCCGUCGACGCAUCUGCCGAGGGGGAGUAAGAGAAUGAGUCAAGCGAAUCAGGAUCAGGACAAAAGCAUGGACAAGAAAGAGAUCGCCGAUAAGGAGAGGGAGAAGAUGCUGAACGCCGAGAAUACGAAGCACACCGGGGCUGCACCUGCAUCCGACCUCGAGUCCGAGGAGCAGAAACCGAAGAAGAAGAUUCCGAUCGGCGGCAUCAAGAUGCCCGGAUUCUGCCGUACCAAGAGCAAAGAACCGUGCAAGGACGAGGAGACGAAAUCAGCAGAGUCCACAGAUGCGGAAUCAGCCCCUGUGGUGACAAAGGAAAGCGAGCAGAAUACUGUGGAAGAACCUACAACACCUGGCAAAGAUUCUAAAGAAAAAGAAGUACGGAAGGGAAUUUUGAAUGCCAUUCGGAUACCUUUAGUAUCGUCCGUUUUCCCGAGAAAGAAGAAGGAAACUGACGCUGAGUUAGGACCGACUGGCACCGCAGGAUUAGCGAGCGUCGAGACACUCGAUGACGGUACUACAGAUAAAAACCCUAUUGCCAACGAAUACGGUAUGGAAACCGUCCGUCUCGAUGGAGAUGACGGUGCUGACGGUAUCAAAACGCCGAAGCAUCCUCUAAUCUUCUGGAUAUCGUUGCUUAGAAGACACAUGAUUCUCUCAGCGCUGGUUCUCCUGAUUUUGCUCAACGUCAUAAUCAUUAUUUGCAUCGCCUGCGCCGGACCCAGAAGAAUCCUUACUCAGCCGUUGAAGGACGGCAAAUACAUCGAAGCGGUGACGUCAUGCGGAUUGGUACAGGGCGUUCUGGAGGAUGGUGCCUACGCAUUCCGUGGAAUCCCUUACGCGGUAUUAAAUUUAUUAAUUUAA